Messenger RNA from Frankliniella occidentalis (western flower thrips), 1927 nucleotides. RefSeq lists its product as uncharacterized. Lineage: Eukaryota; Metazoa; Arthropoda; Insecta; Thysanoptera; Thripidae. Gene Ontology annotation, molecular function: protein binding. The transcript has 10 exons. The coding region runs from base 136 to 1512 and encodes 458 amino acids. The record is from RefSeq and is a predicted model, not a curated record.
AGGUCCGAUCCAUGUCGAUCAGCUGAUCAGUCGUCGUCUGGAGCCAGUUCAAAGGUUUCGACCGUUGACAGUUGAGAGACCAAGAGGAGUCAGAGGAGUUAACGACGGUCGAUUUCACACAUUACGGCUACAGGGAUGAUGAGGAGAAGCUUAGAGGCGCGGUCGCGCUCGCCCUCGCGCUCGCCCCCCUCGUCCCCCGACUAUCGGCGGCAGGCGCCCUCGCCGGAGCAGGUGAGGCGGUCCUUCCGUCUGGAGGAGCGCAAGCGGACCUCACUCGGCGUCUUCCUGGGCCUACCGAUAGAAGUGCUGCAGCACAUGCUCUCCUACAUGCCAGCGAGGUCCCUGUCGCAGUUGGCCCAAGUGUCCACGGGCUGGCACCAGUUCCUGCAGGACUGGAUACAGCUCAGGUCGUCGGCCUGGAUCGUCGCGCCCAAGCGGCGCUGUCGCUACCUCAGCGAUGAAUUCUACGACGAGUACACGGAGCUGGGGCUGCUGUGCCGGCGGCUGCUGCCCGGCAGCACGCUCCCGCAGAGGGCCCACGCCUGCUGGCGCGUCCUGGAGGCCGUGGAGCAGGCCAGCAUGCGGCACGACGACCGCCGCGAGUACGAGCCCACCUUCAUCGGGGCGGCCAACUUCUUCAGGGCGGCCGUGGCGCUCAGCUGCAGCCGGUCGCAAGGGGAGAGGUUCGAGACCAUGUGGCAGAUCGUGAGGGACACCAUCUCGGCGGACAUGUGCGUGCUGGAGGCGCGCCCGGGCGAGUACGGCCGCGUGGAGACGGACCUGCGGCUGGCGCUCCGCGUGCUGUUCCUGUCGCCCUCCGCGCCGCCGCGGCACGUCCGCUUCCGGCGCAUGGACCGGGGCACGGCGCUGCGCGCGCUCCUCUGCAGGCUGCCGCUGCCGCUGCAGGCCAGGACCCUCUUCGUCUGCUACGGCCCGCGCACAGGUGCUCAUAUCGAUUGGGCGAGACCUUGUGAUGCUGGUUUCGCAACGGUUUCUCAAAUGGUCCAUGUCGUAGCAGAACUGGGUUCGGCACUGGAUGUGUUGGCCAAACGCAGCCACCCGCAGUUCAUCCACAAUCUCGUCAGCCAACUGACCAAAACACCCGCCCCCUGGUUACCCCGCUACGAGGUGAUGCUGUACUUGACCAUGGGAGAGCGAGCUGCUGCCGCUGUCCUGGCUGGCUUCGCGCGCAAGGUCUUCCCUAAAGACUCCCGCUACGUCGUAACGAGGCUAUCACAAAUAGCGUCCCUCUCAGAGAUGUACAGAUCGAAACUAGAGGCUGGAAAUUUUGCCAGUGGACCAGUAUUUACAUUUCAAUUGCAGGCAGCCACAACUAGCAUAUUGGAAAUAGUGAAAAACUUAUGUAGAUUCCUUCCUGGAAACUACAGUCCUGUGUCCCUUUUGCAACAAGUAACAAUUCAAACUUUUUUCUUGUCCUACAAUGUGGGUGGAGAUGAAUUUUCAACUAGAGUCAUGGCUUCUUUGGAUGCAGUCCUUACUUACUAUCAAUAAGAGUAGAUACAGAACUUUAAUAGCUUUUAAAUCUCUUUUAUCAAUCUUGAUUUAUUGCCCACACUUUUUAAUGAACUGAUGAACUUAUUUAUGGUUAAUUUUAAGUUAGUCGAAGUGUUUAUUCCAUAGAUUAAUUUAUCUGCAGUAUUUUACUUCUGUGAUAGCUCCUGACAAGUUCAAGAUACCUGUAAGCUCAAAGUACCUGAGUAGCAUAGAAGAGGAAUUUAUUUAUAUAUUUUAAGUAAUUUAUUCUAUUUUAUGUCACCUGACUCGGCAAGAGUUUAUUUCAAACCCUUUUAUUUGCUUAAUUGAAUAUGUACGAAUUUAUGUGGUUUAUUUAUUGUAAAGAACAGUAAAAAAUAUUUACAGCCAAAGCUGCUCAUAAAUAAAGCAGAAAAAAUCAAUUGUAACAAUA